Molecule: messenger RNA, 1527 nt
Organism: Mustela erminea (ermine)
Lineage: Eukaryota; Metazoa; Chordata; Mammalia; Carnivora; Mustelidae
Gene: DEPDC4
Product: DEP domain containing 4
Source: RefSeq, a predicted model, not a curated record
AUGACUCCGGCCCUGGUCUCCCGUCGCCUCCAGGCCUCUUCGGGGGACUCGGGCCUCUCGGAUCUGCUCCCCGGACCUCGCCGCUCCCCCAGCCCGGCUUGGCGAGGGCGCCCACCGUCCCGGCCCGCACCCCGCAGGCCCGUCACCAGGCAACAGUCACCAGCUCUAGGGCCUUGGGAAGGCCUACCCUGGGCGCGGGUCCUUCCCUACUCCCUCCUCGCUAGCCUUAAGAGCCCAGGAGGGAGUGUGGCAGGUGAAGGAGAUCGCCCGCUGCCCGUGGGCGGUCACUCACCUCUUCCCCUCUUUCCCCGGAGGGGCGGUGCUGGGGCUCGUUUCCCCCGCCCCCCCAAACGCUUCCUGGCGGCUCCUGUUCAGCCUCAGAGUGUGGGGCGGGGUUACAAGCCGGGGGAGGAGCCGGAGCGCGAGCGAGUGGCGGUUCUUUCGACCCUGCGGUUCCGUAGUCUUGUCAGCUGGAGCGGGGUUCCCGGGCCAUGACCGAGCGGGCGGAGUUUCGUGAGCCCUAGAGGUACCUUCUGUCGGAAAAGGAGGACAGAGAUCAUCUUAUGCAAAAUUCUAAUGAAUCAUAAAGUAUUUGAACCAGUAGGAAUGAAGCUAUUGAAAAAUGAAAAGGAAUUAGAAUUUGAAAAUUCAAACAGUAGUCUCUACAGAUCUCUAGGCAAUAAAUCAUCUUAUAUUUUUUGCAAAAGAAGAAAAGGAUUCUGCGAAUGGAAUUACAAGGAAAUUUUACCGGGAAAUGAAAUGAUUUCAAAUCCUCUAGCACAAGAGAUUGGUGAGGAAAGAAUAAAGGGACUUAUUCAUACAAUGAGUGGGAAUAUGGCUUUACCUUCAAAUAUCAUAUUUGACAAAACUGUUCUUUCACUUUCAAAAAAAGUUAUAGUUACAGUUAAUCAGCAGUUAGUACCAAAAGGAAAGACAAGACUGAGUAUGCAGAAGAUACUCUUUGAUGUCAUAAUAAAAUACUAUAAUCAAGAGAGAGAUUGCCUAUUAACUGAUGAGUAUUCUGAUAUUCAGUCAGGAAUUAUUGAACUUUUAGAAAAUGGGAAAAGAAUAGAAGCACUUGAAACAGCAUAACUGUAUCUAAGAUUGUUACUUUGCAAUGUUAGAGAAGAAUCAUGAGGGCUACUUACCUUUAUAACUCUUGUAUCAGAACCUAAUACCCACAAGUUACAAAAACAGUAUGAUAACAAAACAGUGAUCCUGAAAACUCUUGUCAAAUCAGCAGUUUUGCAAAUGAGAUCAUUAUUGAAAGUAUUAUGGACAGAACAAGAAGUCUGGUUUUUACUGGAGUAUCACUCUGAGCUAUUCAAGGUAUCUCUGGCAUUUUGCCCGGGCACAUUUAUUACUAAACUAUUUGUGUCCAGCAAAAAGAUUGUAAAUGUGAAUGGUGCCAGUUUGUACAGUACGAUUUUGUCAGCAGCACUUACUUACUCGAAUGCCAGAGUGGAAAAGGUGGAUUCAAGCACUGACGACGAGCUGAGAUGCUGCUGGUCAGCUGUUGCAGGAUAG